CUCAUCAAUUCCCUUCCAUUCCAUGCAACCUUCCCCACUCUCCUCCCUCCUCGCUCCCCUACUCCAAAAUUUCCGGUGUUGUUGUUUCUCCACCGCGGGGUUUGGUUCCGGCAAGCCAUGACUCGGCGGUGCUCGCAUUGCAGCAACAACGGACACAACUCCCGCACGUGCCCCACGCGCGCUGGGGGUAGCGGUGGCGGCGGCGGCGGCUGCGGUGCCUCCUCGUCCGGGGGAGUGAAGCUCUUCGGUGUUCGAUUGACGGACGGUUCGAUAAUCAAGAAGAGCGCCAGUAUGGGCAAUCUCUCCUCCGCGCACUACCAUAGCUCGUCUUCAGCCGCCGCCUCGCCAAAUCUGGACUCGCCUUCGUCGGAUCAUGUCCGUGAUCAGUCACACGUGCCGGACGGUUACCUGUCCGAUGACCCCGCUGCACACGCGUCAACUAACCGUCGCGGAGAGAGAAAGAAAGGUGUCCCUUGGACCGAAGAGGAACAUCGGCUCUUUUUACUUGGUCUCCAGAAGUUGGGUAAAGGGGAUUGGCGUGGAAUAUCACGCAACUAUGUAGUGUCAAGGACUCCUACACAGGUAGCAAGUCAUGCACAGAAAUAUUUCAUCAGGCAGAGUAAUGCUUCCCGAAGAAAGAGACGUUCGAGCCUCUUUGACAUGAUUCCAGAUGAUAUGGCCACAGAUACACCCACGGUCCCUGAAGAACAAGUUUUGCUUUCUUCUCCGCAAGCACAAGGAAUAGACAAUGCAAAUCCCAUACCAUCACUGAAUCUCUCUCUCAGCUCUGAAUUUGAGCCUGCAGAAUCUCCAAUGCAAGAAACAGUUCAAGAAACUGAAGAAAAUGCAAUGGAAACAGGAAAUUUCACACCAAUGGUACCUGGUUACUUCCCUGCUUACAUACCUGUUCCUUACCCAUUUUGGCCACCAAAUCUAGCCCCUCUUGUUGAAGAAAAUGGCACAGAGACAUCUCAUCAUCAGGUCCUAAAGCCAGUUCCUAUAAUUCCAAAGGAACCUGUAAAUGUAGACGAACUAGUCGGCAUGUCUCAGCUCAGUAUAGUAGACACAGGGACAGGGCAUAGAGAGCCUUCACCAUUGUCCUUGAAGCUAACAGGAGAAUCAUCACGACAGUCAGCAUUCCAUGCUAGUGCACCAGUUGGUGGCACAGAUCUAGGCAACGGGAAGACAAGUGCAAUUCAGGCAGUUUGACCCACGUGAAACGAGGGUGGUUCUUCUAUUUAUUAGUUUUCUCAUUCUCUUCUGUACAACUGAAUUUUCUACUAAGGCAUCCUUCCUGUUUAACUUCUUUAGCAUGCAGGUUUUCUAGUCCUUAUAACAUAAUCUAAAAUCAGGUUCUGUAAUUAUUUAUUCAUUCUAACUGUAAACAGCUAGAAGUAGUAAUAAUUUAAUUGCUUUUGC
This is a messenger RNA of Rubroshorea leprosula, 1419 nucleotides long. The record is from the annotation of a GenBank genome assembly. NCBI's taxonomy places the organism in Eukaryota, Viridiplantae, Streptophyta, Magnoliopsida, Malvales, Dipterocarpaceae.